This is a messenger RNA of Paraphaeosphaeria sporulosa, 1586 nucleotides long. RefSeq names its product RAI1-domain-containing protein. The record is from RefSeq and is a predicted model, not a curated record. Gene Ontology annotation, biological process: NAD-cap decapping; nuclear-transcribed mRNA catabolic process. The transcript has a single exon. Gene Ontology annotation, molecular function: mRNA 5'-diphosphatase activity. Lineage: Eukaryota; Fungi; Ascomycota; Dothideomycetes; Pleosporales; Didymosphaeriaceae. Gene Ontology annotation, cellular component: cytosol; nucleus. The coding region runs from base 40 to 1533 and encodes 497 amino acids.
GUGCAGUCGCGUCUGGGGAACGAAGCCUUUCUGCGCCGUAUGCGCCCUCCUACCUACCACGGCGCAAUUGGUGUGACCACGACAAGCCCAAUGGUGCAAGAAGAGCCGAAUGCGCAAACCCGGCAGGGCGCUCAAGACGUCGCGAAUUUAGGCCCUCUUCCAGGCAGUCUGCCCUCCAAACCUCCUAAAUCCGUACAUCCCCACCCGGACGAUGAUAACGACCACCACCGCGAAAACGAGCGGACAUCACCUCCUCGAAAGCGGCCACGCACGCAGGCAAUCCCACGCGCUGCUCCGCCGCCACCUACACCUUCGACACAACCACCCCAAAUGAGCCCGAGCAUAUCCACCAACGACCGGGUUCCGGCGCCGGCCCAACCCAGCGCCCGCUUCCAUAUCCAGCCUGUAAAUCAGUUCCGAGGUGCCUCGGCCAGCAUCAAGCGCCCGCAAGAAGUCGUCCACUUUUCCUACGAUGACCAUCACCAAUACAAAGAAGAUGAAUCCGGGAUAAACUACUACUGUCCCCCACAACUAGGCGCCGAUUUGAAAGAAGGCUACAAUACCUUCCGCCAUUAUGAAGAUGAGACGGAUCCGCAUCUCGACAGCUUACUGCGGGCUGUGAUGAGCAAGGAGAAACAGACGGGCAAGAAAGAGCAAGCAGACUUUGUGACAUGGCGAGGCAUGAUGACCAAAAUCAUGACGGCACCAUUCGAUAUGUUUGCCGAGUUUUCCAUGUUCGUGACUCUUCGGGACGGCACCAUCUACAUCGAGGAAGACUUCCCCGCCCGCGCUGCGCAACGGGCACAGGAAGCAACGCGACCACGACCCAAAUGGCAAGAUCCCAACAUGCCCGAUCACAAGAUGAUGACAUACUGGGGCUACAAGUUCGAAACAUUAUCGCUCCUUUCUACACCUCCCCCGGACACGCCAAAGGAAACCAUCGAAGCCCGCCCACGAGCCCCAGUCUCGAAUUACGCUCAGCAUUGCAGCAUAGUUCGUACCGGAUUUGGCCCGCACACCCUCCUCCUCGGUGGUGAAGUCGACGGCCUCUCCGCGCCAAAACCUUCCUCUCCCACCGAGCCUAUCCCCUGGAUCGAGCUCAAGACUGCCGAAUCACUCCCUCCCAACCCGUCUAACCGUGACAUCCUCAAGUUUGAGCGUAAGCUCCUGAAGUUCUGGGCGCAGUCAUUCCUGCUCGGUGUGCCCAAAAUAAUCAUCGGAUGGAGAAGCAAGUUGGGUAUUUUGACGGGGGUACAGGAACUUGAGACGAACAAGAUUCCAGGGAUGGUGAGGAGGGGAACGCAGUGCUGGGAUGGGAACACUUGUAUCAACUUUGCGGCGGCCUUUUUGGGAUGGUUGAGGAGUGUAGUGACGGAGCAGGGGAAGGUGUAUAGGCUGAAGCUGGAGAAGAAGGCGGGCAUUGUGGAGGUGGGCGAGGUUAGGGAUGCAUCUGGAGGGAUCGUGAGCAAGGAGUUCGAAGAGUGGAGAACGGAGUUGGAACAAAGGCAUGGCGAUGCAAAAGAGGAGGAAUAGAGGAAGGUACGAAAGUGAUGACCUGGCAUCUUCAAGCCAAUGAUACCCAAAUG